AUGAAGAUAGACCUGCAUAGCUAUGUACAGGGUAGGAGGACAAAGUUUGAGUAUGAGGUGACCUUCAACCAGAUUGUUCGCUUUGUUCCACACGUGGCUCAUGAUGAGACGGGGAAGGCAAGGCAGUUCCACCAGGGCCUCAAGCCUUCAAUCCGCUACACUAUGAUUGCUUUUCUAGUGGUGGACUUCCGCACCAUGGUCGAGCAAGCCUUGGAUGAUGGCCGCUACUUCUUCUUUGGUGCCUCUACCUACACCUACACUGCAGUAGUUCUUGCCUGCGCCAUUCCCUUAGCAGUACCUGAUGGUGCCACCUACUACACCAACAACUUCUUUGACACCUCAGCUUGGUGCAUUUCAACUGCCCCAGACUACUACUUCAUCAGCACCGCCUACAUCGUAGGUUUUUCUAUCUGCUCUGGCUGUGUUAUCUCUCUUGCGGAUGGGGAUUUUGUUGCUAAUCUCGUGGUGAUUCCUUUGGAGCCUGUUGAUGUUAUUCUUGGCAUGGAUAACCUUUCUCAUCAUCAGUUGUUCCCUGACCGCUGGACGCAGAAGUCUUGCAUUCUCCUAGCUAUGGUUGAUGGUCGGGAUGCUGCUUUGCGAGUGGAGGAUAUUCGUGUGGUUUGCCGCUAUCCUGAUGUGUUUCCUGAUGAGCUUCCAGGUUUACCUCCUAAAAGGGAGUCUGUUUUCCAGAUUAAGUUGAAGAAAUAUCCUUUGCCUCGUACUGAUGCUUUGUUUGAUAUGUUGAGAGGAGUAAUGGUGUUCUCCAAGAUUAACUUGCAGUCCGGUUAUCAUCAAAUAAGGAUUAAAGAGGAAGACAUCGAGAAGACUUCUUUUAGCACGAGGUAUGGGCAUUAUGAGUAUGUUGUUAUGUCUUUUGGACUAACAAAUGCCCCUGCUGUUUUUAUGGAAGCCAUGAACAGGAUAUUACAUGAGUACUUGGAUAUCUUUGUUGUGGUGUUCAUUGAUGAUAUCUUAGUCUAUUCUAAGUCUGAGGAGGAGUGUGAGGUUCAUCUCGCCCUUGUUUUGGAUGCUCUUUAG
Molecule: messenger RNA, 1038 nt
Organism: Phragmites australis (common reed)
Lineage: Eukaryota; Viridiplantae; Streptophyta; Magnoliopsida; Poales; Poaceae
Exons: 5
Coding region: 1-1038 (345 amino acids)
Source: RefSeq, a predicted model, not a curated record